Molecule: messenger RNA, 2967 nt
Organism: Dromiciops gliroides (monito del monte)
Lineage: Eukaryota; Metazoa; Chordata; Mammalia; Microbiotheria; Microbiotheriidae
Product: carnitine O-acetyltransferase-like
Exons: 1
Biological process (GO): carnitine metabolic process, CoA-linked
Cellular component (GO): peroxisome
Molecular function (GO): carnitine O-acetyltransferase activity
Source: RefSeq, a predicted model, not a curated record
UACGCCUCCCCUGCCUGGGCCGGCGGGGUAGCGGAGGCAGCGGGUGCAGCGGCGGGAGUGGCUCUGCGACCUGCCGUCCUCUGCCCUUGCUUGGCCCGGGUGGCCGAAACUAGGAGUGCGUUCAGAGGGGGAAAGCAGCUGUGAGAUCUACUGGAGGCUUGUGUACUUUGAUCAGAGCGAGGUGGGUGGAGCGGGCAGUCCGCGGGCCGCCAAGAUGCUGGUCUUUGCGGCUAGAACCAUGCCCAGGAGGCUGGUGGCUGCUCACUCACUAGGUCCCACCCGUCCGUCCAGCCCAUCCGUCCGUCCGUUGGCAUGCUAGCACAGGUUAGGCUCAGAGCCUGAACCUGAGGCAGACAGACAAACAGGUUGAGCUCAGAGCCUCACUCCGGCCAUGGUUGAGAGGCAGCAGCAGGGAGAGAAGAUCAAGCCCUUGGGCAUCCUCAAGCCAGUCUCCUUGAUGAAGGUGCCGGGCAGGUUUCAGGCACAUCAGAACUCUCUGCCUCGACUGCCAGUGCCACCCCUGCAGCAGACCCUGGAUCACUACCUUCAGGUCCUCCAGCCCAUUGUGAGCGAGGAUGAAUGGAAGAACACCAAGCAGCUGGUGGAUGAGUUCCGGGGCUCGGGCGGUGUAGGGGAGAGACUGCAGAAGAGCCUGGAACGGAGAGCCAGGAAGACCGACAAUUGGCUGUCGGAGUGGUGGCUAAAGACUGCUUACCUCCAGUACCGACAGCUUGUGGUCAUCCACUCCAGCCCAGGCCUCAUGCUACCCAAACAAGACUUUGUGGAUUCUCAGGGUCAGCUCCGGUUUGCAGCCAAACUCAUAGAAGGAGCUUUGGAUUUCAAGGCCAUGAUUGACAAUGAGACUCUGCCAGUAGAAUAUCUUGGAGGAAAGCUGCUGUGUAUGAACCAAUACUACCAGAUCCUCUCUUCCUGCUGAAUCCCAGACCCCAAGCAAGACUCGGUCAUUAACUACAGCAAGGCAGCCAAGCCCCCGAUGCAUAUCACCGUUGUGCACAAUUUCCAGUUUUUUGAGUUGGAUGUGUACCACAGUGAUGGGACACCCUUCACCGCAGACCAGAUCUUCAUACAGCUGGAGAAGAUCUGGAACUCAUCCCUGCAGACCAACAAGGAACCCAUUGGCAUUCUCACCACCAAUCACCGAAACACCUGGGCCAAGGCUUAUAAUAACCUCCUCAAAGACAAAACAAACAAGGCUUCAGUCCGCUCGAUACAGAAGAGCAUCUUCACUGUGUGCCUGGAUGCGCCCACACCACGGGUCUCGGAUGACAUCUACAAGAGCCGUGUGGCUGGCCAGAUGCUUCAUGGUAGAGGCAGCAAGCAAAACAGUGGAAACCGCUGGUUUGAUAAAACCCUGCAGUUCAUAGUGGCAGAAGAUGGAUCCUGCGGCCUGGUGUAUGAACACGCUGCUGCAGAGGGCCCCCCCACUGUGGCACUCCUGGACCACAUUGUAGAGUUCACGAAGAAACCAGAGCUUGUGAGGUCACCCAUGAUUCCCCUCCCCAUGCCCAAGAAGCUGCGCUUCAACAUCACCCCUGAAAUUAAGAAUGACAUUGAGAAGGCCAAGCAGAACCUCAACAUCAUGGUGCAGGACCUGGACCUUACGGUGCUAGUGUUCCAUUACUUUGGGAAGAAUUUCCCCAAGUCAGAGAAGAUGAGCCCAGACGGUUUCAUCCAGAUGGCCCUCCAGCUGGCCUAUUACAGAAUCUAUGGCCAAACCUGUUCCACCUAUGAGAGCGCCUCACUCCGAAUGUUCCAUUUGGGCCGCACUGACACCAUCUGUUCCAACUCUGUGGAUUCCUUGAACUUUGUCAAAGGCAUGGAUGACUCAAACACAACAGAGCAAAUGAAGGUGGAGCUGCUGAGGAAGGCAGUGAUGACACACAGGUCCUACACUGACAAGGCUAUCCGAUGGGAAGCCAUUGACCGACACUUGCUGGGCCUAAAGCUUCAGGCCAUUGAGGAUCUAGUGAGCAUCCCUGAAAUCUUCAUGGACACGUCUUAUGCCAUUGCAAUGCACUUUAACCUUUCUACUAGCCAGGUGCCUGCCAAGACCGACUGCGUCAUGUGCUUUGGGCCGGUGGUCCCCGAUGGUUAUGGUGUCUGCUACAACCCCAUGGCUGAGCACAUCAACUUUGUGGUCUCUGCCUACAACAGCUGUGCCGAGACCAAUGCUGCCUGUCUCGCUCACUACCUGGAGAAGGCCCUAUUGGACAUGCGUACCCUGCUGCAGGAACACCCACGAGCUAAGCUGUGAGCCCUCUCCGGCUCAAGAGGAGACUCUGGGGGAAAGACAGGAGUAGAUGGGCAGAGUUUGUCUUGCCAGAGGUCUCAGAACUGCUGGGGCCUCGGGAGUAAAAGGACUCCCGGCAAAGCAAAGCCAAGUCACCAGCCUGGCAUCAACAUCUUCACCAGCUGAUUCUGCCACUACCCAGGACAUCACACAUGAUCUCUUCUGCCUUUUGACUCCUCCUGAAACCUCAUUUCCAUUACCCUCCUGGGAUAUAGGCUUACUUCUCACCCCACCCAACUCUUCCUCCUAUCUCCAGACAGUGCUACAUGGGCCCAGCACAAGAGGGAUCCCUCUCCCCACAGCCCCAGCUCAGGGCCAGCACCCAACCUAGUCUGACCCUCGCCAUGCAGCUUCCUUAGCUGCUGCAGCUGUGGGGAAGAGGUGUGAGGUAUCUCAGCCACCCCAUUCUCCCUGGUAUACUGGGACCAGGGCUAGAUUUGAAUUUCAGAAGUCAAGUGCCUUCAGUAAUAUAAUUUUCCCUGUUGUUCCCACCAUAGGAGUUCCCCAUUCCCCCUGGUCCCUAGCCCAUGGUGGGAGAAGCCCCUGGUGUCAUCUACAAUAGGAAUCCUUGAGCUAUUAGGCCAGGUCUGGGCUGCAUCUGACAGUGCCUGUGAACCUCAACUCUAAAUCCUCUGUCUUGGGGAAGAGGGAGCCAA